This is a messenger RNA of Notothenia coriiceps (black rockcod), 2192 nucleotides long. RefSeq names its product neurogenic differentiation factor 6-A-like. Gene Ontology annotation, biological process: positive regulation of transcription by RNA polymerase II; sensory organ development; axon development. The transcript is spliced from 2 exons. The coding region runs from base 105 to 1004 and encodes 299 amino acids. The record is from RefSeq and is a predicted model, not a curated record. NCBI's taxonomy places the organism in Eukaryota, Metazoa, Chordata, Actinopteri, Perciformes, Nototheniidae. Gene Ontology annotation, molecular function: DNA-binding transcription factor activity, RNA polymerase II-specific; protein dimerization activity; E-box binding. Gene Ontology annotation, cellular component: nucleus.
GAGAGGAGAGGAGGAGGACUGAUAUCUGCUGCUGAAAGCCUGUCUAAGCUUCUGGAAGCUUCAGGAAGAUGCUCUCUGGAAUCUAACACCAAAGCUGGGAGAUCAUGCUGACUUUCGAUGAGCCCCCCUCCACCCAGACCAGCAGCUCCUUCAGGAACAGCUGGGCCACCAACCAAUUAAAUGUCAAAUGUGUUAAAGCAGAGCCCUGCAGAGCCCUGGAGGACACGUUAGAGUCCCGGGGAGAGGAGGAAGAGAGGCACGGUGGCGAGGAGGACGGAGAGGAACAAGGUGUGAGGAGAAGGGGGUCUCAUAAGAAAAAGUUUAGCCAGGCACGGCUGGACCGGGUCCGACUGCGGCGCAUUGAAGCAAAUACGCGGGAAAGAAACCGCAUGCACAGCCUGAACAGCGAGCUGGACAUACUGAGGAAAGUAGUUCCGUGCUACUCCAACACGCAGAAACUCUCCAAAAUAGAUACACUCCGCCUUGCUAAGAACUACAUCUGGGCCCUGAGUGAGACUCUGAGCAUUGGGAAAAGGCCGGACCUACUCACCUUCGUGCAUACUCUGUGCAAGGGUCUCUCCCAGCCCACCACUAACCUGGUGGCCGGCUGUCUGCAGCUGAACGCCCGCAGCUUCGUCUCGGAGCCCGGCGGGGAGGCUUUCCCCUUGUACCCGGGGUCCUAUAACCACCCCCGCGGGCCUGAGGCGGUGGGCUCCGGCUCGGCGGACAGGCCUCCCCGGUCCUUCGGCUCUUUCUGCGGCCCUGCCCUGUAUGACAGCCCCUCUCCGGACAGCCCCCCCGAUGCAGGGGCACUCAGCCCUCCUAUGAACUUCAACGGGAUCUUCUCCCUGAAACACGAGGAGCCCGGGGACUACCGGAGCUGCCACUACGGCCUCCGGUACUGCUCCAUCGGCCAGGGCUCCUCCGCGGACCCGUAUGACAUCCACCUCCGGAGCCAGUUUUACCAGGUGCAGGAGGACUUAAAUAAACCUUUCCAUAAUUAAUAACGAUAGAGAUGUUGAUUAAAAACAUUUAGAAAUGAUAUUUUUGGGGGGCGUGCUAAUUUUUGCUGCCUCCUGUUGAACGAUAGUCAAUUAAUCUUAUUUAAUCUAAUUAAAUGUUCGUUGUCUGGGGAUAGCUGUGGCAGACACACACACACUCACACACACAUUUGCAGACACAGGUGGGGACACGCCAACAUUUAUUUGUGGUUUGUUUGGUGGUUUAAUCUUUACUAAAAACGAACCACAGCGUAAUAACACAAAGUAAGGCACAGGGACCUAUGCAAUCUGCAUUUCUAGUUAUUUAUUAAUUUAAUAUGAUAAUCAAUGUUGUUUUCCUGUGUGAAACUUGUAUUGGAAAUAGGGUGUAAAUAACGAAUUAUAUGUGUGUAAGUGGGAAGCUGGAGUUAUUCCCACUGUAUGUAGGCGUGUUGUGGAAUGUGCAGCCAUUAGGCCCAUUGAGUUAGAUAUUGGUGGUAAUAAUGUCGCAUUACACUCAGGCCUUAACAUAUUUCAAAGAUUCCUCUAUGACUAAAUAAAGCAGAAUAACAAAAAUAAUUACCUGUAAUUAAAUGUAGAAACACUGUUUUUUGCUCUAGCUGGGCCGACAUAAGAAUGUGCUGUUGACAUGUGAUGUGAUAUCAUGGUGAUUUAUUUGGCCCUCAGUGGGUGUGGCAGCUGUUUCUCUCUUACUCUUUUUUAAAAUGGAUGAGUCUGCCUUCAUUUGGAUGCCAGACAGGACUAAUGAAAACGUGUUUGUCUGUAAUGUUGGCGUUUUAUUGGCAAAUUGAUGUCAGAUAUUAAGUCGAUUGUUGUGGAUGAACUGUUCUGGUGCACUUUGCUUUAUUCAACUUUGUUUUAUACAACAAAUAAAACACAAGUUAAAACCAAUGAUGAAAGUAUGAGAUAUUCUUAAUGUAUGCAUGUUGUUCUUAGAUUUUUGAAGCAUCAACCAGUUGUUAUGAGGUAUUGGUGCUGUUUGAAGAACUUAUAAGGCCUAUUAGAGAUUGUAUUUAUCAUGUUGAUCCUAUAAAUCAGGAGAGAAGUUGACAUCUUGAAUAUUUGUGUGUGCAUAUAUAAAUAUAAAUAUAAAUGUAGCCUCGCAGUGUUUUGGCUUGCAGGCAGUUUUUUUUGCAGAUUAAAAAAAACACAUUUGUAACAUAACCCUGCUCUGAAUAUAGCAAAAAAAAA